Messenger RNA from Danio aesculapii, 2285 nucleotides. RefSeq names its product histamine receptor H3 (gene hrh3). Gene Ontology annotation, biological process: adenylate cyclase-activating adrenergic receptor signaling pathway. Gene Ontology annotation, molecular function: histamine receptor activity. The transcript is spliced from 3 exons. Gene Ontology annotation, cellular component: membrane. The record is from RefSeq and is a predicted model, not a curated record. The coding region runs from base 261 to 1682 and encodes 473 amino acids. Lineage: Eukaryota; Metazoa; Chordata; Actinopteri; Cypriniformes; Danionidae.
CAAGAGCUGGGCGUUUGACACUCUUAAGCGAUCCUGGACGAACACUUAUAACUAACGCAGUCAUCGGCAUCAGACCAAGCGGCGUUCAAUCAACAGCCAAUCAACGUGCGCUUCCACGCUGAUAUAAAAGCCGCGUCCGCCGCGCCGCGCUCCGAAAUGUGAAUGAGCAACUCGCAGUCUCCGUCGGGCGCGCGGAUGGCGCGGACGAUUUUACGCGCUCAUUGUCAAGCAUAAUUGCUUGUUGACAGAGGAAAAGCACAAUGCAGUCCUCUUUAUUGUCCGUGGCACACUCUCCCGGGAUACCUACAGCUGUUUCAUUGAUGUGGAAAUCAGGAAACCCGCAGUCGUCCAACUGGACUGGGAUGGAGAGAGAAAACGCGACGAGUCUCGGAGAAUUGGACACCUUUGAGAACCGGCGCGCGCAGUACGGCCAGUUUUCUCCAUCCACCUCCAUAUUCCUGACGGUGCUCAUGACACUGCUGGUGUUCGCCACCGUCCUUGGGAACGCGCUGGUCAUUUUAGCCUUUGUGGUGGAGAAAAGUUUACGCACACAAGGCAACUUUUUCUUUUUGAAUUUGGCUAUAGCAGACUUUCUUGUCGGCGGGUUUUGCAUCCCCGUGUAUAUCCCGUACGUCCUGACGGGUGAGUGGAGACUGGGCAGAGGGCUGUGCAAACUGUGGCUGGUGGUGGAUUAUAUGUUGUGCACCGCGUCAGUCUUCAACAUCGUGCUCAUCAGUUUCGACAGGUUCCAGUCCGUCACGAAAGCGGUGAGCUACCGCUGUCAGAAGGGGAUCACCAGGGAUGCUGUUCUGAAGAUGCUGUGCGUGUGGCUGGCUGCUUUCCUCCUUUAUGGCCCCGCUAUUAUCAGCUGGGAACACAUCGCAGGAGGAAGCGUAGUGCCAGAUGGAGAGUGCUAUGCCGAAUUUUACUUCAACUGGUAUUUUCUGAUGACUGCCUCCACUGUGGAGUUCUUCACGCCAUUCAUAAGCGUCACUUACUUCAACCUCAGCAUUUACAUCAACAUCCGCAACAGGUGCGCCAUGAGGGAGGAACAGCCCACUUACGUUCGGCUCAGGAGCUUCAAGAUGAAGCCACUCGGCGCUGGCGAUGUUCAGCGUGUGUUUUUUGUGAGGCCUGUUGAGGAAAGCAGGGUCGCAGACUUGGCCUCGAGGUCACGGUGCUGCCGAUUGGCUUCAACUGCAAAAGUGUCCGCCGCAGAGUUCGGCAAUGGCAGACAGUCCAAACGAAGAGACAGCACUCUCGCAGACUUGCCUCCUCUGCAGGUGGAAGAGCGGAUUCUGGCGGCCAGCGAGGCUCAGUUUCAUUACGUGGAUCACUCGGCUGGACCACACAGAAACCGUCCGGACGUGGUGGCCAGUCUAGCCAGCCGUUUCCGCCUUUCCAGAGAUAAAAAGGUGGCCAAGUCUCUUGCGGUGAUAGUUUGUGUUUUUGGACUCUGUUGGGCGCCCUACACACUGCUGAUGAUCAUUCGGGCUGCGUGUCAUGGUCAGUGCGUCCAGCAUUACCUUUAUGAGAUCUCAUUCUGGCUGCUGUGGAUCAACUCGUCCAUCAAUCCAAUCCUGUAUCCCCUGUGUCACAGCAGCUUCAAAAGAGCCUUCAGCAAAUUACUGUGUCCAGGCAAGACAAAAAUACAACCUCAGAACAUUGACCAGAAGUAUUAGAUUGAGGAGGAUGAGCACAUCCACUUUUUUCUUCUUCCCUUUUUAAUGUCAUUGUAAUUAGAUCUACUGAAGAGUAGCACAUGUUCAUUGUGUUCAUUGUCAGACCUUGUAUUUGUUAAAUUUUUCCUAUGUGUAAUCAUGGCUAUACACUACCUGACAAAAGUCUUGUCAUCGAUCCCAGGUGUAAGAGCAACAAAUAAUAACUUGACUUCUAGUUGUGUCAGAAGGUAGAUGUUUCAGAUGAAUCAUCUGUUGAACUGCCUCCUAAUCAUCACAAAUACUGCAGAAGAACUAUUGGAACCUGCAUGGACUCAAGAUUCUUACAGAAAUCAGUCAAGUUUGGUCAAGGUAAAAUCAUGGUUUGGGGUUACAUUCAGUGUGGGGGCGUGGGAGAGAUCUGCAGAGUGGAUGGCAACAUCAACAGCCUGAAGUGUCAAGACAUUUGUGCUGCCCUUUACAUUACAAACCACAGGAGAGGGCAAACUCUUCAGCAGGAUAGCGCUACUUUUCAUACUUCAGCCUCCACAUCAAAGUUCCUGAAAGCAAAGAAGGUCAAGGUGCUCCAGGAUUGACCAGCCCAGUCACCAGAUAUGAACAUUAUUG